This is a messenger RNA of Solenopsis invicta (red fire ant), 2172 nucleotides long. RefSeq names its product glycerol kinase. NCBI's taxonomy places the organism in Eukaryota, Metazoa, Arthropoda, Insecta, Hymenoptera, Formicidae. The record is from RefSeq and is a predicted model, not a curated record. Gene Ontology annotation, cellular component: mitochondrion. Gene Ontology annotation, biological process: glycerol-3-phosphate biosynthetic process; triglyceride metabolic process; glycerol metabolic process. Gene Ontology annotation, molecular function: glycerol kinase activity. Bases 322 to 1992 code for a protein of 556 amino acids. The transcript has 10 exons.
AUACACGUAAUGUAGAUUAUUUACUUUUCACGCGUUAUGAACUGCCCGCAUUAAUGUCCAAUCUUGAUUUGAAUCAUGCUUGAAUUAAUUGAAUUGCAUUCGUUCAACAUCGAUUAAGCCUUGACAUGAUUCUUCUUCGGUUACAUCACAGAUACAUCAUUUUAAAAGAAGGCAACGGAACGCUGUUAGCGUUAGUCGGUUCAUCGAAAUCGAAGUGUCGGUGCGAGCAGACGUCGGUGCGGACGGCUCAGGCCAGGAUUGCAAGCACGUGUGAAUUCGCAUGACGAUCGCGGUCGUGUUGAGGCGACCACGUUCGCUCAAAUGAACAAAAAUGAAUCGAUGAGCAGAUACGGGCCUCUCGUUGGUGCGAUCGACGAGGGGACGAGCAGCGCGAGAUUCCUGGUUUUUGCAGCAGAUACAGCAGAAGUCUUAACAUAUCAUCAAGUUUCGAUAUCACAAACAUGCCCAAAAGAGGGAUGGGUUGAACAAGAUGCUUUGGAAAUAUUGAGGGCAGUCAGAGAAUGCCUCAAACAAACUGUAUUUAACUUGAGGCAGCUGACGAUAGAUCCAGCUGAUAUAGUUGCGAUUGGUAUAACAAAUCAGAGAGAAACUACAGUUGUAUGGGAUUCUAUAACAGGAGAACCACUUUACAAUGCCAUAGUAUGGAUGGAUAUGAGAACUGCGCCAAUUGUAGAUGAUAUAUUGAAGGGUAUACGCAACAAAAAUAAAAAUUAUUUGAAACCACUUUGCGGUCUGCCAAUUAGUCCAUACUUUAGUGCGUUAAAAUUGAAAUGGCUGUUAAAGAAUGUACCUCGGGUUCAAGAAGCGUUAGCUGCCAAACGUCUCAUGUUCGGUACCAUUGAUUCCUGGCUGAUCUGGAAUCUAACUGGUGGUGCCAAUGGUGGUGUUCAUAGUACAGAUGUCACAAAUGCUUCAAGAACAAUGUUAAUGAAUAUUGUGACGUUGAAGUGGGAUCCCACUUUAUUGUCAUUUUUUAAAAUACCUCCUGAAAUUUUACCUCAAAUACGGAGUUCCUCUGAGAUUUAUGGUUAUAUACAAGAUGAAUUGCUGCAAGGUGUUCCUAUAUCAGGGUGCUUAGGCGAUCAACAAUCAGCCUUAGUAGGCCAAAUGUGUCUACAGCAAGGACAGGCAAAAAGUACUUAUGGCACUGGCUGCUUUCUUCUUUAUAAUACUGGCACAGCUAUUGUGGAUUCAUCCCACGGUUUAUUAACGACAGUUGCUUAUCAAUUGGGAGCACACGCUUCUCCAGUGUAUGCUCUUGAAGGAUCUGUAGCUAUCGCAGGUGCCGUUAUACAGUGGUUGAAAGAUAAUCUUGAAAUACUAACCGAUAUAAAAGACUGUGAAACUAUUAUCGAACAAAUAUCCGCGGGCAAUCGUAUUGUUUUUGUUCCAGCAUUUGCUGGAUUGUAUGCUCCAUACUGGAGGAAAGAUGCGCGAAGUGUCAUAUGUGGUAUUAGUGAAGAUACUACUAGCGCACAUAUUGUAAAGGCAGCUCUGCAAGCAGUAUGUUUCCAGACGAGAGACAUUUUAGAAGCUAUGAAGGCAGACACUGGUUUGGUGCUGUCAAAGCUAUUAGUUGAUGGUGCGAUGACCAACAAUGAUUUAUUGAUGCAAAUGCAAGCAGAUAUAUGUGGAAUUCCAGUUGUUAGACCAUUGAUGUGUGAAACUACUGCACUUGGAGUCGCAAUUGCUGCUGGUAGCGCGGAAGGAAUACGGAAGUGGGACGUGAAGAUUGAUACUGCUGUUCCUAGUGAUAUCUUUCUACCAUCCAUAACUGAGAAUGAACGUGAUAUUUUGUAUUCUCAGUGGAAAAUUGGUAUUGAUAAAAGCUUAGGUUGGGAGCCAGAAACAAAUGAUAUUUCAGUUACAGAUGAUGCAGAAGGUAUACAUAAAGCUACCGCGCCUGGUGUAUUCAUAAUUGGCACCAUAAUACUGCUUAUGGUUGCUAAGUAUAGAUCUACUUUACAAUAAGUUUAUAUAUGCAGUAUUGUAUACUGCAUAUUGCAUUUAGACAAAAUUCGCUUAUUAAUACAACAUAAACAGUAAAUAUAUGUUCGCCAUAAGUAUGACGCGUUUAUUAUUUAUGUGUAUUAUAGUGUUAUUUAUAAAUUGAAAGAAAGUCAAAAAUAAAAGUGCCAUGAUAUCAUAAAA